AUGUCCGAAAGAAUCAACCAGAUCGCCCGCCAACUCAACUACCCCAAGGGGCUGCUGGCAGGCCAGGUCGCCAUCAUCACCGGGUCCGGCCAGGGCAUCGGGGCCGAGUGCGCGAGACUGUUUGCGAACGAGGGGGCAAAGGUGGUAGUAUCGGACAUUGACGCCGCCAAAGCCGAGGACGUAGCGUCCAAGAUCAGAGCCAAUGGCGGCGAGGCGCUCGCUGUGGCGGGAGACCUGCUCAAGGACGAGUGCAUCACCGACCUCGUCAAGAAGGCAGCCGAGUUUGGCAACGCCAAGAUCCACAUCCUCGUCAACAACGCGGGCUUCACCUGGGAUGCCGUCAUCCACAAGAUGACCGACAAGCAAUGGGACACCAUGCUAGCGAUGCACGGCACGGUGCCCUUCAAGCUCGUGCGCGAGGCGGCGCCCUACUUCCGGGUGCGGGACGGCGAGCCGCGCAACAUUGUCAACAUCUCGUCCACCUCGGGCCUGCACGGCAACGCAGGCCAGCUGAACUAUGCCAUGGCAAAAGCGGGCGUCGUCGGUUUGUCCAAGACGAUAGCCAAGGAAUGGGGCCCCGCGUUCGGCGUGCGCGCCAACACGGUCGCUUUCGGCCAUAUCGAGACGCGGUUGACGGCUGACAAGGAGGCGGGCGCGUUUGUGGAGGUGGGCGGGCAGAAGGUGGCGCUGGGUAUUCCUGGGAAGCAGAAGGCGGCGGGUGCGGCGGCGGGGGCGGUGCCGCACGCGGAUAUUCCGUUGCGCAGGCCGGGCACGGCGACGGAGGCCGCGAGUGCUGUGCUGGCGAUUGCGUCACCGCUGAGUUCGUAUAUCAGCGGGCAGACCAUCAGCGUGACGGGCGGGAGGAACAUGUAG
Chaetomium fimeti is the source of this 873-nucleotide messenger RNA. RefSeq lists its product as uncharacterized. Bases 1 to 873 code for a protein of 290 amino acids. Gene Ontology annotation, molecular function: oxidoreductase activity. Lineage: Eukaryota; Fungi; Ascomycota; Sordariomycetes; Sordariales; Chaetomiaceae. The record is from RefSeq and is a predicted model, not a curated record. The transcript has 2 exons.